AUGACUACUGCCAGUAACUGGCUGCCCAACUGGGCUCUCGCCUACGCCACCCCUUACAUAGUCGGCUCUGGUCCUGGCAACGCCGACCUGCAGUCCAAGGUGUUCUUCAACUGGGCCAGUUUCUGCCUGAUUGACGCUGUCUUUGUGUACUUGUACAUCUACGAGACCAAGGCGGUGAUACCUAACCAUCCAAACAGGGCUCUCUCUCUCGAAGAGGUCGAUGAGCUUUUCGACACUGUCAGCGUCGCCUGGAAAUCCAAGCACUUCACUCCCACGGUCCAUUUUGCUGAUAUGUUUCACGAACGUGAUAGCAAGGGGGAGGCAAAGGACAAGCGCGUCGAGGACGUUCUUCGUGCUGCAGCCUAG
Molecule: messenger RNA, 366 nt
Organism: Clonostachys byssicola
Lineage: Eukaryota; Fungi; Ascomycota; Sordariomycetes; Hypocreales; Bionectriaceae
Source: the annotation of a GenBank genome assembly